GACGUGACACCAUGCCGCUCUGUGUGGAUUCCAUCCUCAGGGGAAGAUCCUCCAAAUGAUGGAGGACAACAAGCAGCUGGCCCAGCGUAUCGACGGGGCCAUCCGCUCGGCCGGCCAGGAGGUGACCAACCUGCGCUCCGAGCUGUCGGCCACCAGCCGCCGGCUGGCCGAGAUGGGGGCCAACAGCCCGCCGGCCCUGGAGAACAACCACCACCACCACCACCACCACCUCCACCAGCACCACCAGCACCAGCUCCAGCUCCAGCAGCAGCAGCAGCAGCAGCAGCAGCAGCAGCAGCAGCACCUGCAGCAGCAGCAGAACCACCACGAUGACAGCCUGCACUACCAGAUGCUCCUGCGUGAGGAGGUGGCCCAGCUCCAGGAGGAGGUGCACUUCCUGAGGCAGAUGAAGGAGAUGCUGAGCCGCGACCUGGAGGAGACGCAGGAGGGCGGCUGCUCGGCCGGCCUGCUGUCGGCCACGGAGCUCCGCGUGCAGCUCGGGGACAAGGAGCAGGAGCUGGACCGCGCCAAGGAGGCCUUGCAAGCUAUGAAAGGAGACCGUAAGCGUCUAAAGGUGGAGAAGGCCGAUUUGGUUAGCCAGAUGCAGCAGCUGUACACGACGCUGGAGAGCCGAGAGGAGCAGCUCAGAGACUUCAUACGCAACUACGACCAGCACCGCAAGGAGAGCGAGGACGCGGUCAAGGCCCUGGCCAAGGAGAAAGACAUGCUGGAGAGGGAGAAGUGGGACCUGAGGCGGCAGACCAAAGAGGCCACGGAGCAGGCAAACCUCCUGCGCUCGCACAUGGACAUGAAGGAGAACAGGCUCAAGGAGCUGGAGGCUGAACUCACCAUGGCGAAACAGUCGUUGGCGACCCUGACCAAGGACGUGCCCAAGCGCCACUCGGUCUCGGCGCCCGCCGGCGAGCCGGUGGUCAACGGCAGCCAGGAGUGGGUGAUGCACGCCGACCUGCCGCUCACGGCCGCCAUCCGGCAGAGCCAGCAGACGCUGUACCACGGCCACCCGGCUGACAGACAGGCGGUGCUCAGGAUCAGCCCCUGUCACUCGCGCCAGCCCAGCGUCGUCUCUGACGCCUCGCAGGCCGACGGCGACCGCUCGUCCACGCCCAGCGACGUUAACUCGCCACGCCACCGGACGCAUUCCCUCUGCAACUCCAUGGAGGACCUGGAAGACCAGAAGCGUAAGAAGAAAAAGGAGAAGAUGACUCUGGGCUCGCUGUCACGUGUCUUUGCUCGAGGGAAGCAGCGCAAGUCCCUGGACCCGGGCCUGUUUGAUGGUACACCCACGCCCGACUAUUACAUAGAGGAGGACGCAGAUUGGUGAAGUUCUGUGUGUCUGUGUCAAUGGGGAAUACACUUUUGUGUCUGUGUGUGUGCGUGUGUGUGUGUGUGUGUGUGUGUGUGUAUGCGUGUGUGUUUGAUUGCCGUGUAUAUCCUUAAGAGAAGGAGCGUUGGGUUUUGAACGUCUACAUGCGACCCCAAAGGAAAAAAUAAGAAACAACCUAAGAGAGACUGCUAUCCCAGAGAUGUAUAUUGUCCAGGAAAUGUAUGUUUGUAAAUUAGAUAUAUAUUUAUAGAUGUACAUGUAUGCAUAUGUAUAUAUGUUUACAUGCGUAUAUAUAUAUAUAUAUAUAUAUAUAUACACACGAGGAUAUUAAGUGUAUACAUGUUAAUGCUGUAUUAUCUUCCAAAUGUUUAAUGUGUUCUUUUUUCUAACUGGAGACUUGAAGGACCGCUGUGCAUAUGUAAAUAGGCAUCCUGUGCGACUAGUGUUUGUUACGCUUUGAUCAUGCCUUAGGUUUUUAGUUUUUUAAUUUCCUUUUUACUUUGCCCAGUUAUCAUUUGGCACAUAUCUUCUAUAUAUCAGACUUGCAACAAGGGACACUAGAGGGCAUAUUUGAGACAGUUUUACCUUUGCUAUGAUAUAGCUUUUGGUACUAAAUAUGAAGAUUAAAAGGUAAAGAAGUCUACAAUUCACAGAGGGGAAAAACCACAGACAUCUGGUGUCUAACUUUUCCCCAGCGGUGGACCAUCAAAUCCUUAUGACAUGAUAAAAGUCGAAUCUGUCCUACAAAGAACUCAAAUUGUAGCGGGUGGGAAUAAGGGUAUUAUAUAUACAUCAUAGUGUAGAGUUUUACCAUGUUCUGUAGCCUUUUAGAUAACACAACUUAUUCUUUGGGUGUUCAGAUAUAGUCCUCCACCACAAGGCUUAACAAACCAUAGACGUUAUCACUUUUUCUAAAAUACCUUUACAAAAGUCGUAAAAUACAAUCACGCAUAUCUCCCAUGAAUUCUUAGGGCUGUUAAACUCACCUGAAUUUCUAAAAGAAAAGAAAAGGGGGUUCUUUGAGUUCCAUUAGCUGCCCACGAUAAACUCCCACGGUGGACGCUGACUCGGUUUGGUUCCUCGGUGACAGCCAUUGACCACACACACACCAAUACAGAACAUAGGAAUGUGCAUUGAAAUAGGCAUGAUCACGCCUGCUGCCUCAUUAAUAGAAAAUCCAUUCAUUACCAGCCAAUUAACCACCAUCUUGUGGUGCUCAUCUGACCUACCAAGCUCCCUUUAACUGUGUUAUGUUUCACCGCAUUAUAAAUGCACCAUUCCCCUGUUGUCUUUUGUUGUUUGUAGAUCUCAGUUGGCAUAGCCCCCCCCCACCACCACCACCACCACCCUCCUUUAUUUCUUACAUAUGUGGUUCUAACAAAUCUUUGUUGAAUGUUUUGUAAUUUAGGAGAAGAUGCAUAAAAAAAAGAGAAAUUAUAUUAAAGUAUUUUAUUUAAAGAACAAGAGCUUGAAAAUGCCGGCGAGCCUCUGCCACCAACUGUUUGCGGUCCAGAGGUUCGAGGGAAGCAUUUUAUCAGACACUCAACCACGCCCUUGAAAUGAAAUUCUUAUUUUAAAAAUAAAACCAGCGACUAAA
Gadus chalcogrammus (walleye pollock) is the source of this 2942-nucleotide messenger RNA. RefSeq names its product kazrin, periplakin interacting protein b (gene kaznb). The record is from RefSeq and is a predicted model, not a curated record. The transcript is spliced from 7 exons. The coding region runs from base 56 to 1342 and encodes 428 amino acids. Lineage: Eukaryota; Metazoa; Chordata; Actinopteri; Gadiformes; Gadidae.